AUGGUUGUCCUGGACCAUGAGACCAUCCGGUCUAUGGUGCCCGGUCGCUUCUUCCGCGACCACAAGGGUCCCAUAAACUCCCUGGACUUUCACCCCACCGAUGACGUGAUGGUCACCGUCGGCGACGACGACACCAUCCAGAUGUACCGCACCAGUAGCGGCGAGCUCAUAAAGACGCUGUACUCCAAGAAGUACGGGUGCUCGUGCGUCACCUUCACGCACGCGUCGCAGGCGGUGCUCUACGCCUCGAAGGACCCGAAGAAAGACCACGCGCUUCGCUAUCACUCCCUGUACAACAACGAGUACAUCAGGUACUUCAUGGGGCACACCGCGCAGGUUGUCAACGUCAGCAUGGACGCCGUCACCGACGAGUUCCUCACCGCGUCCGCCGACGGGACCGUGCGUCUGUGGGACCUUCGAACCCCCGCGUGCAACGGCGUGAUCCGGUGCGCCACCACGCCGUGCGUGGCGUCCGACCUGCAGGGCCUCAUCUUCGCGGCGGCUACGGAUGACGGCGAGCUAAAACUCUACGACGCUCGCAAGUACGGCCAGGGUCCCUUCAUCGAUUUCCAGGUUGGAUCCGUGGACCCGGGCACGGGGAAGAGGCCGCGCGUGACGUGCGCCAAGUUCUCCCCCGACGGUGAGGGGCUGUUGUGCGUCGCGGGCGGUACCAUGUACAUCAUCGACGCGUUCAAGGGUGACGAGCUCAUGCGAAUCAACGACGCCGCCGGCGCGACGGGGAACAACCUCGAGGCGUGCUGGACCCCGGACAACAAGUGCCUGCUGUCGGGCGGCGCGGACUCGCGGGUGCACGUGUGGAGCGCGGUGAACGGGAGCAAGGUUGCGACGUGGGGGGCUCGGCACGCGGGGAUCCCGAGCUCGGUGCGGUGGGCGCCGGGGAUGAUGCUCGCGGCGUCGGCGUGCACGGAGGGGGGUUGCGCGCUCUGGAUUCCCAAGGCGGGCGGGGGGCAGUGA
Micromonas commoda is the source of this 975-nucleotide messenger RNA. Its product is annotated as COMPASS/Set1C complex protein. Bases 1 to 975 code for a protein of 324 amino acids. The record is from RefSeq and is a predicted model, not a curated record. The transcript is spliced from 4 exons. NCBI's taxonomy places the organism in Eukaryota, Viridiplantae, Chlorophyta, Mamiellophyceae, Mamiellales, Mamiellaceae. Gene Ontology annotation, molecular function: chromatin binding; protein binding. Gene Ontology annotation, cellular component: Set1C/COMPASS complex.